UGAAGGGUGGAAGGCAACUUUAGUUGGUUGUUCGGAGCAGGCUAAGGUUUUUUUUUUUUUGUCAUUUUAGAGUGCCUUGACUGAUCUCUGACAUCAUGGCAGCCAAAUGCUCUGGAGAAGAGGACCCCACACUCUGCCCCGCCUGCGACGACCUUGUGUCCGAACUGAGAGCCCUCAGCUGCGGUCACAGCCUCUGCGAGGUCUGCCUGACGCGGUACCACGAGCAGAAGGACGCUCUGGACUGCCCCUUCUGCUGGUCCAAGUACACCGGGGAGCCCCGUCCGAACCUGGCAAUGAAAGAAAAGACGCCCGAAUGGCAGAAACUGCAGCUCCAGCUGCUUUGCAACCGUCACCUCACGCAGUUCAACCGGUACUGCGCGGAUGACGAACAGCUGGUGUGCGGCUCGUGUCUGAUGGAUCCGGAACACUCUGGACAUGACUUCUGGGCAAUCGGAAAAGCUGCGUCAAAGCGCAAGUCAAUACUCAGAGCUGCUCUGAAGACCUUGUGGACAAAACUGAAGGGACAUAAAGAAGCCCGUGCCCUCUUUGAGGAGACAGCCCAGCACAUUAAGAUCCAGGCCCAGCAGACAGAGAGACAGAUAAAAGAGGAGUUCGAGAAACUUCGUCGGUUUCUGCAGGAGGAAGAGGAGGCCAGGCUGGCCGCACUUAGGAGAGAAAAGGAGCAGAAGAGUCAGAUGAUGAAGAAGAGGAUCGAGACGAUUAUGACUGAGAUGUCUUCCGUGUUGGAGACAAUCAGAAUCAUAAAGGAUCAGCUAGAAUAUGACAAUGUCAUGUUUCUGCAUAACUACAAGACCACGGUUAAAAGAACCUGGAGCUCACUUCAGGAUGCACACCAUCCUUCUGGAGUGUUCUCCAGCUUGGUUACCCAGUUAACCCAUCUGGUGGGAUCAACCUUUUCCAAACCAGGCCAGAUCCAUGCUGAUACGGUGAGACGAAUCUCCAGCACACCCCAGGAGCCGAAGCUGACUGAAGGGGCGCUGAUCGACGUGGCCAAACACCUGGGAAACCUGAAGUAUAGUGUCUGGGAGAAGAUGGCAGGGAGUGUGCAACACACUCCUGUGACUCUGGACCCCAACACUGCCGCCCGCUGUCUGUCAUUGUCCGAAGACCUGACCAGCGUGAGGUACACCGCCGAGAGGCAGUCGCUCCCCGACAACCUGGAAAGGUUCGCUGUUGGCGCUGAAGUGCUGGGGUCCGAGGGCUUCAACUCCGGGCAACACCAGUGGGAAGUGAUUGUGGGAGACAACCACAACUGGGCUGUGGGCGUGGUCAGAGAGUCCGUCAAGAGGAAGGAGAAAACCAUGCUGAGUGCAGAGGAGGGGAUUUUAGCCCUGCGUUUCUGUGGUGGUGAAUACACCUCGGAAAAGGCGCCCCUCCCGGUGCCAAAGAAACCGCAGAGGAUACGCGUGCAGCUGAACUGGAACUGGGGGGAGGUGAGCUUCUCUGACCCCGCCCUCAACCAUCACAUUGGCACCAUAGCAUUUAAAGGCUCGGAGAAGUUGUUUCCAUACUUUUACAGCGUGUGUAAGGACCACCCUCUUCAGAUUGCACCAGAGCAGUUGAAUAUCAGUGUGGAAGCUCCAAAGCAGGGCGUGCUGAGUUUUCUCUCUGGGGUUUUUAAAUACUAG
Molecule: messenger RNA, 1649 nt
Organism: Megalops cyprinoides (Indo-Pacific tarpon)
Lineage: Eukaryota; Metazoa; Chordata; Actinopteri; Elopiformes; Megalopidae
Product: tripartite motif-containing protein 35-like
Exons: 8
Coding region: 96-1649 (517 amino acids)
Molecular function (GO): zinc ion binding; protein binding
Source: RefSeq, a predicted model, not a curated record